Acaromyces ingoldii is the source of this 1213-nucleotide messenger RNA. RefSeq names its product Aldo/keto reductase. The record is from RefSeq and is a predicted model, not a curated record. Lineage: Eukaryota; Fungi; Basidiomycota; Exobasidiomycetes; Exobasidiales; Cryptobasidiaceae. Gene Ontology annotation, cellular component: cytoplasm. The transcript has 2 exons. The coding region runs from base 209 to 1138 and encodes 309 amino acids.
CGUCUCGCAAAGGCCUGUAACCUCACGGGUUGUUGAGACUCAUCAUGGUGGUUGCCCUCGGAAAAGUGCCUGUAGGCCGCAUCGGCUUCGGCCUGAUGAACCUCACCUGGGUCGCUCCUUCUGCACUUCGUGGGUGUCCAGUCGUCCGCUCCACUCCUCAGGGCUUUCUGACACUAUUUCAGCCUCCGAUGAACAAGCCUUUGACGUCAUGAAGACCGCUGUAGAUAGCGGCUGCUGCUUCUGGGAUGGUGGCGCCUUUUACGGUCCUCCAAGCGACCCGACAGCCAACUUAACCUUGAUUCGUCGGUUCUUCCAGCGCUUCCCCGGAUACAAGUCCAAGGUCUUUCUCUGCGUCAAGGGAGGUUCAAACAUGGCUCGCUAUCAAGAGGAAGGCUAUCGUGGUCUGGGUCCAGAUAUGAGCGAGAACAAUCUUCGGAACGACCUCGCCGCUAUUCGACAAGCUCUGGGCAGCGAUCAGGACGGACACGAAGUUGACAUGUAUGCCGUAGCGAGAGUGGAUCACAAGUACACCAUCAAAGAGUGGAUGUCGACGCUGGUUAAGCUUCAAAAGGAAGGCCUUUUCACACACAUUUGCCUUUCCGAGGUGAGCUCAGAGACGGUUCGAGUAGCCGCUGGCAUCGCCCCCAUCGCUGCCGUCGAGGUCGAGUAUUCGCUUUGGGAGACUAGCGUCGAGAGCAAUGGCGUGCUUGCAGCUUGCCAAGAGUUGAGAAUCCCUCUGAUCGCCUACAGCCCCAUCGGCAAGGGCAUCCUCGGCGGCAGGCUCAGCAGUAGGGAGCAGCUCGUAGCGGGAGACAAUCGCCUUUUCCACGAGCGCUACAGCGAGGAAAACUUUGCAGCAAACCUGGAGCUGGCGAGGAGCCUCGCCGCAAAGGCUGAGCAGAUGAAGUGCACGCCGGCCCAGCUUUGCCUGGCUUGGGUCCUGCGCCAGGAUCCACAGCUCGUGAUUGCGCUGCCUGGCACGACAAAGGUGGACAACAUCAAGCAAAAUGCCUCUGCGAUGUCAUUUGAGCUCUCUGACCAGGAAGACAGGGAUAUAAGGAGCCUCGUCAGUAGGAUGGGUGUCUCUGGCGGCCGAUACAAUUCUGCCAUUCGUGACAGAGGUAUCCUGUGGGGUUAGUCUCGCCCAUGAUCCGACCAACUGUGUACCGUACUACUCUACUUGCUCCACAAACAAGGCCAUUAUUGAGCUGCG